Vidua chalybeata is the source of this 899-nucleotide messenger RNA. RefSeq names its product hydrocephalus-inducing protein homolog. Gene Ontology annotation, biological process: cilium movement; axonemal central apparatus assembly. Gene Ontology annotation, cellular component: axoneme. The record is from RefSeq and is a predicted model, not a curated record. The transcript has 6 exons. Bases 24 to 899 code for a protein of 291 amino acids. NCBI's taxonomy places the organism in Eukaryota, Metazoa, Chordata, Aves, Passeriformes, Viduidae.
CCUCUAAGUUCCAGAUUCUCAACAUGAAGAAGGAGGCCAGCACUGUGGGGAGUAUUCUGCCCAGAAUUAGCCCAUUUCUAGACAUGAGCGAGACUCGUCCAAAGCUGCCACCAGUUGCCCCGAAACAGAGCUUGUUUCGGGUUUCCCCACCAGAGAUGGUAUUUCAGAACUUCGUCGCCCAUGAGGUCUCUGAAAUGGCACUGUCCUUCAUGAAUAAGGACAAGAUUUCUCGGAUGGUGAAGGUCUGCAUGGAGAGCUCACCUUAUUUCGAGCUGGCGUGCCCCAGUGAUGUGUACCACAUCGUGCCACCGGGCGCGUCUGCCCGUGUGCGCAUCCGCUUCACCCCUGAUGAGAUCAAGGAUUAUUCCCACGAGCUCGUCUGCAUGACUGCAAAGGAAAGGAUAGUUGUGCCAAUUCGGGCCAUUGGUGCCAAAGCUAUCCUGGAAUUCCCUGACCACCUGGACUUCCUGAAGUGUCCAGUCAAGUACAGCACCCAGAAGACUCUGCUGGUUCGCAACACUGGUAACCUGGAAGCUCAUUACCAGCUGAGCACCCAGAGUCCUUUCUUCGUGGUUCCAGCCACGGGAACUCUGGGCGCUGGUGACAGCAUGCAGGUGACAGUGGGAUUUCACGCGCUGACGAAUGGUGACCAUUUCGGGUCCCUGGUAGCGUGCUGCAACACAGGUGAAGAAAGGAUCCACACAAAGCUCCAUGGAGAAGCUGUAGAUCUCAACCUUGGGUUGAGCACAAGUUCCGUGGAGGUUGAGAAGACUUUCAUCACCAUGUCAAACCACACAACCGUGUUCAUCGAAAACAGGAGUAACAUCACAGCCCACUUCCAGUGGAAGACUUUUCUUGAUGAGGAAGACGAGAAUGAAGUGAAGAGGAGGUUGGUUUGA